UUCCUCGCUGGAUCCAUGACUCUCAUUAUGCCGCACAUACUGCGAUAUCACCACCAAAAGCAAAAAUCCCGCCAAAAUUCGAUCCCUUAGAACUCCUGAAUCAGGCACUGAAGCAGUAACGUGCAGAAUGAAGCUUUGGGCGUCACUGAUCACGUGCUUCAAACGGGCCACCACCAGUUUAAGGCUGGCGAAAUUACCUACACCGAUCAACGCAGACACCAGGAUCGUUCUUCAGCGUCGUAGCGUCACCAGUUUCUUCCAGGCAUGUCAUACCAGCAGCCCAUCCAGGUGGUGACAGUCACGGGCGGUAAUCAAAACCCGGGGCAAUGGAUCACCGGCCUCUGUGAUUGCUGCGCUGAUGUGGGCACCUGUUGCUGCGGAUGUUGGUGUUUCCCCUGCAUGCAGUGUCAGACGGCCAGUAAACAUGGAUGGUGCUGCGCAAUGCCACUCCUGGACGUUUUCUGUGUGGUGUCCUGCUUGCUCCGCAAGUCCGUCAGAAAGCGUUACAACAUUCCUGGCUCGUGCUGUGAUGACUGCUGUAAGAUACUUUGGUGUUACCCGUGUGUUUGGUGCCAGAUGAAUCGUGAGGUGAAGAUCAGGGAAAAUCAGCAGCCCGCCGCCUCGACAGUGGUCACCACGCAGGUCUUUCGUGAAUAAGAUGCAGCCAUUUCAGCUGUGAAAUAUGACAAAGUUAAAUUUUACAAUGAUGAAACGCAUGAGAAAAUAUUACUUCUGUUUCUACAGCACGAGGUGAAAAAAAAAUAGCCUUGUGUUGUUCAUGCACUGCAAUGUGUAAUUGAUUGAUAGAAUAAAUCAAUUACACACUGAUUUAUUUUUAUAUUUUAAAAUCGAAUGUUUUGAGUUUUAUCAAGAUCGUUUUUUUACCCUGGCUAAUAAAAUCUAUAUCAUUUAACAUGCUCACUCUUGCUCACACAUUGUUUAAAGCAAUCUUGUCUAAGUUGAGUUUAACCUGUGCUAAAAUAAAAACUAGUCAUGUUCA
Oreochromis aureus is the source of this 1000-nucleotide messenger RNA. Its product is annotated as placenta-specific gene 8 protein-like. Lineage: Eukaryota; Metazoa; Chordata; Actinopteri; Cichliformes; Cichlidae. The transcript has 4 exons. The coding region runs from base 265 to 657 and encodes 130 amino acids. The record is from RefSeq and is a predicted model, not a curated record.